AUGGCGCAGGGCCCGGCGAAGUCCACCCGCGCCGCCAAGAAGGCGAAGAGCGAGCAGAAUGAGCAGGAAGAAGCGUCGGCGCCCGCACCGCCGACGGCUGGCGAGCUACACGCGGCGCUCCUGCAGGUGAAUCAGAUGCUUGCGCUGGUCGACCUGCCCCUGGCGCAAGGGCAGCCGAGCAAGCGCCCUGCGGGCAUGCACGACGGGCUCGUGUACGGCCUGCGCGACCUCCUUAUACCCCUGAACUCGGUAAUGCGUGGCUCGGGCGCUACUGCCCAGAACCUCGCGGCGGCGAUCGGUGCGCCGACCAACAGCACGCCGGCGCACGAGCUGGGCGCAUACGUCUCGAGUGCAACCGGCAUGACGCACAUCCUCGACCAGGUCGUCGAGUCGCUCCAAGCGCCGCUUCCGGGCGUGCCUGACGCGCGUACGGCGCUGCAGGUGGUCGAGCGCCAUCUCGAGAGCCACCCGCUGUCGACCGCCGACGAGCGCGACCUGCUACUGCGUCUGCGCCAAAAGCGGCGGCGCGUCAUGGAAAGAAAAGACGUGCUGUCGGAUGUUGCGGCGGAGCAAAGCGCGGUCCCCGACGAGGUGCGCAGCCCGCUGUACCCCCCACCGAGCACGCUCACGUUCCGUGCACACACCCCCUGGAUCGAGUCGUGUGCGCGCGAGACGGUGCAUGCGACGCUCGCCGCGCUCGUCUCUGUCUUUAACGAUACCUAUGCCGACGUCUGCCGCGCCGAGGCCGCGGCGCUCGCUCCUGCGAACCCCGACAUGGGCCAGACGCUCCCUGCGCACCGUGUGCGCGCGCGCCUGACGCACUGGAGCGGCGCGAGCGGCGACAUCGAGGUCGAGAUCCGCGAUGUGGCACUUGCGACCAUCGGCGUGCAGGUCGCCGGCGACCAGGCGCAUGUCGUGCGCCUUCAUCUCUCUGCGCCGAGCGAGCGCUCGAGUGGCGAGGCGCGUGGCGUCAGUGCGUCGCUCCUCCCCUCGCGCUAUGCGAGCUACAAUGCGCUGGGCGACCAUCUCUUUCUCUAUGCACUCGACCGCCAAAAGAAGGCUGCGUCCUAUGUCGAAGCGCUCGGCGCGACACUGCUGCACCUCGCUGCGCUGCGCACCUAUUUCGAUGUGCUCCCCGUCCCCGAGACGCAAGUCCAGGCGGUCCCCACGCGCGUGGUCGUCGCGACGCUCGACCCCGAAAACACCCUCGACCGGACGAAGAGUGCGGUGUGGAAGUGGUGCCGUGCGUUGAACCCUGCGGGCCUCGCGCCGCAGGGCGAAUGGUGCGCGUAUUCCCCUAGCCUUUUGUAA
Molecule: messenger RNA, 1311 nt
Organism: Malassezia japonica
Lineage: Eukaryota; Fungi; Basidiomycota; Malasseziomycetes; Malasseziales; Malasseziaceae
Exons: 1
Coding region: 1-1311 (436 amino acids)
Source: RefSeq, a predicted model, not a curated record